Messenger RNA from Adineta steineri, 1152 nucleotides. The record is from the annotation of a GenBank genome assembly. NCBI's taxonomy places the organism in Eukaryota, Metazoa, Rotifera, Eurotatoria, Adinetida, Adinetidae.
AUGUCUAUCUCGAUUAUUUUCUUUCUUAUUAUGAUUAUUCAUGGUGAAGAUACAUUUGAUUGUACAGGUUAUGAAGAUGAUUCAUAUCAUUCAAUAUAUGAUGCUGAUGAUUGUCGACAUUAUUGGCAUUGUAUUUAUGUUGAUACGGUUUAUAUGCAUGCAGUUAAACGUGUUUGUCCAGCUGGAACUGAAUUUCAUGCUACAUUACGACAAUGUGAAACAUCAAGUUUAGUAGAUUGUAAACCACCUAAAUCACCUCAUUUUCCACGAACAACUACAACUACAAAAGCAUGGAAAGGAUUAUAUUCAAGAUUAUUUUCACGAAAAUAUUGGAAAUCAACAACGAGAAAACAUGAAAUAUUUGAUUUACAAGAUACUCCUCAAUUUGAUCUAACGACAAUGAUAAUGCCGGAAUUUGAAACAAUGGAACAAACUCAAGUAUUAUCUUUUACUCCAACUUACCCAACAACUGUUUUUUCUCUUGAAAAACUUUCAAAAGAUCUUAAUGCUCUAGUAUUAAAUCGUCGUCCUCAUAAACAUAAACCAAUGGGAACAAAUCUUUUUCAAAUAGGUGAACCAGAAAAUGAAGCAGACAUUUAUGUAUCAACAACAACAGAAACAACAAAACGACGAACAAGACGAACUCGUUCUACUACUACUCCUAUUCAAUCGACUACAUCACAAAUAACAACACAAUUAUCAUUAACAACAUUUCUUUUUACAACAGAAUCAACGACGACAACAACAACUACUAUCACGACAACAUCAAUUACAAUGACAACUCCUAUUAUUUCUUCUCUUACAUCAAUAUCAACAAGCACAAUUCUUACUCAACCGGAUAUGGGAACAAAUAUUAAACCACAACCACGUAUGAGUGGUCAACGUCGACGUAAUAAUAUGACUUUAUUUAUUUUAACAAGUGAUGAACAUAAAAUUCGACAAUUUUCUGUUAAUCAUACACGUGGUAUUUUAAUUAAUUGUAAUCAAUUACGACGUCGUCUUCUCGGCCGUCGUCGAUUACGAAAUAUACUUCAAACGACUACAAAUCAUACGUUAAACAUAAAACAUCUUUCAAAUGUAUCAAUUCAAAUAUUACCCUAUAAUAUUUUAUCAUUAAUUUGUUUUCUAACAAAACUAUUUAUAAUUACGUAA